AUGUCUUCGUCUUCAUCUCCCGCUCAAACAAAGAGGUGUCAGUAUUGUGGAGCUGCAAUGGUGCUUCGGGUUUCAAAAUCAGAUAAAAAUCGAGGGAAGCCAUUUUGGAAGUGUCUAACCUCCUAUGGAGCCACCAGUUGCAAUGGAUUCGAAUGGGUUGAUGUAACCUCCGCUGAAGCAGAACAGCAAGAUGACACGUAUGAUGCUACAGUGCUGAAUAUGCUGAAGUCCAUUAAGGACUUGUCACUGAUUGUUGUUUUUCCAACAAACGCAUCUAGGAUUUGCUGCAUUUUGGUGGGAAUUACGGGCUCUAAGAUUUAUGAAGAUUAUUAUUCUUUGAUCAUAUGGAUUACUUAUGGAAGGGAUAUUGAAGACGACCUUCGUUUUCUUGCUUGGGAGAGCUUAAAGGGUUCUGUUAGGUUCAAAGCAGCUAUUGUGGUUCUGAAAUCAGCUGCUGAAAGGUAUGGAAGCAGUAAUGCAUGUGUGCGGGACAUUCAUUGGGGGCUGGAUUUGCUCUCCAAGUGGAUGUAUGUGGAAACUCAUUUGUUCGAUCCGCCUUCUGUUUUGCUAGCAUUGAUCAUUGGAGAGAAAGCAGGAUUUGCUUGGAAGAGAUUGAAGUCAAUGCUCCCUUUGAGAAGUGGAGCUCAGAUCGGCAGUGCAGAGGGAGAUAGGACUUCUGGUUUUGGAUUGAAGAAUUGGAUGCCAAAUUUUUCGGGUUUGAAGUAUCCUUGGGAAAAUGUGUAUGUAAAUAACACUGACUAUAUCUGCUGUUCUUAUACUGAGCAUGAUGGAGCAGAAGUAAACAAUGCAGACAAGGAGAAUGUGCGUCCAACAAAUGGUCAAGCAGCAGCAAAGCUGUUUGUGAUGUCUAAGGGAAACCAGAAGUUUUCAGCCUAA
Prunus dulcis (almond) is the source of this 897-nucleotide messenger RNA. RefSeq lists its product as uncharacterized. Gene Ontology annotation, molecular function: zinc ion binding. The record is from RefSeq and is a predicted model, not a curated record. The coding region runs from base 1 to 897 and encodes 298 amino acids. Lineage: Eukaryota; Viridiplantae; Streptophyta; Magnoliopsida; Rosales; Rosaceae. The transcript has 4 exons.